Messenger RNA from Nothobranchius furzeri (turquoise killifish), 5622 nucleotides. RefSeq names its product caskin-1. The record is from RefSeq and is a predicted model, not a curated record. Gene Ontology annotation, molecular function: protein binding. NCBI's taxonomy places the organism in Eukaryota, Metazoa, Chordata, Actinopteri, Cyprinodontiformes, Nothobranchiidae.
UCCGUCCAUCCCUCUGCGCGCCAGCUCCAGCGGGAGGCCGGGAGUGGCUGAAGGAUGUAGCAGCGGAUUAACGGAAGAGGAGAGGUGUGCUCAGAGGAAGAGAGCUGGACCGAGCAGACCGGGUGGGACGGAGGGGACAUGGGGAAGGACCAGGAGCUGCUGCAGGCCGUGAAGACAGAGGACCUACUGACAGCUCAGCGGCUCCUACAGAGACCACGGCCAGGAAAAGCCAAGCUCCUUGGAGCCGCGAAGCGGGUUAACGUCAACAUCCAGGAUGCAGACGGGCUGUCACCGUUGCACCAUGCUGCUCUGAGUGGUAACAAGGAGCUGAUCUCUCUGCUGCUGGAGACUCAGGCAGCGGUGGAUAUCAAAGACCAUAAAGGAAUGCGCCCUCUGCAUUAUGCUGCAUGGCAGGGGAAGACUGAACCAAUGAAAAUGCUGCUGAAAGCAGGCUCGUCAGUCAACGGACAGUCAGAAGAAGGACAGAUUCCUCUGCACCUGUCGGCUCAGCAUGGACACUACGAUGGGUCUGAGAUGCUACUACAACAUCAGUCCAACCCGUGUAUCUCAGAUUCAGCUGGAAAGACUCCGCUGGACCUUGCUUGUGAAUUUGGACGUGUUGGCGUGGUCCAGCUUCUGCUCAGCAGCAACAUGUGUGCAGCCAUGCUGGAGCCAAGACCUUCUGACCCAAACGGGGUGUCACCUCUGCAUCUUGCGGCUAAGAAUGGACACAUAGAAGUCAUAAGGUUGUUGAUUCAGGCUGGUAUAGAUAUCAACAGACAGUCUGAGUGUGGCACAGCUCUACAUCAGGCUGCCCUCUGUGGGAAGACAGAGGUAGUGCGCCUGCUGCUGGAUAGUGGCAUCAGUGCAGGAGUGAGGAACACUCUGAGUCAAACCGCUCUGGAUAUCGUUAACCAGUUCACCACCACGCAGGCCAGUAGAGAGAUCAAACAGCUGCUCAGAGAUGCUUCGGCUGCAAUGCAGGUGCGAGCACUGAAGGAUUACUGCAACAACUAUGACCUUACCAGUCUGAACAUCAAAGCUGGAGAUAUAAUCACGGUUUUGGAACAGCACUCUGAUGGCCGGUGGAAAGGCUGCAUCCAUGAUAACCGCACAGGAAAUGACCGUGUAGGCUACUUUCCCUCCAACAUGGUGGAAGUGAUCAAGAGGGCAGGUUCUCGGUCAGCAGAUAUGAGUCCUCAAGGCUCUCCCACUUUGGGACAUCAAAGCAGCAUUAGUGAGGACAUCUGGGUUCUGCGCAAACCGAUGUCAGGCGGGGAGCGCAGUGGCAGUGUGGGCAGCCUGGGCAGUGCCCGGUCAUCAAGCAGCCUGCAGAGCUCCGGAAACACACACGUCCUGACCACACCAGCACCCAGUCCUCUCCCAGCGCCCACACCUGGCGUUAACACCCAUGGCCUUAAUGCUCCAGGUCUGCACGCACAGUCAGAAGGGGUCAAGCUCCUGGCCACUGUGCUCUCUCAGUCAGCAAAAGCCAAGGAGCAUCUCCUGGAGCAGUCACAGUCUGUGGAGCAGUCAGCAAGCUCCCCUAGUUGCACAGUUCAUGAGCAGCGAUCGUUUGAGCGGAAGACAGAGGAGGAUGAUGGGAAAAAACAGGCAGUUGUGACGUGGCUGGGUGACUUUCAGCUGCAGUUCUACACCACUCACUUCCUCACCGCCGGAUAUGAUCUGGACACCAUCAGCUGCAUGACCCCUGAGGACCUGACAGCGAUUGGUGUCAUGAAGCCUGGCCAUCGAAAGAAGUUGUUAUCUGAGGUCAGCAAGCUGCCCUCAGACUGGCUUCCAGACCACAAACCUGCCAACCUGGCAGAAUGGCUGUCUCACCUGGGACUCAGUCAGUACUACCAGGUUUUUGUGCAGAACGGGUAUGAAAACAUCGAAUUUGUCUCUGACAUCAGCCUUGAAGAUCUACAAGAGAUUGGCAUCACUAAGCUUGGACACCAGAAGAAGCUGAUGUUGGGAGUGGCGAGACUGAGGGAGCUACAGAGAGGGGAAAGUGGGUCUGAGCCACCUCAGAGCUCUUCCUCGCCUCCUUCUAGUCCAGGAGGCAGCAGCGCCUCCUCCUCGCCACGUAGAGAGGCAAGGAGGCAGAGGGAUGGUGUCCUCAGCCCCCUAGCUAGACCUAGGCCGGGUCUCACACUUUCACAGACCCCUCCCCUCACACCAACCCAGACUCCCCCGCACACGCCUCCACACGCCCGCCCCCAGCAGGCCUCUCCCAGGGCUCGACCACGACCCUCCACUAAGAUGGCCACAACGGAUUCAUCGGUACCUCUGCUACGGCUGCCCUGUGAGGAAGAGGAGCGAAGAAGAACUCACAGUCUCAUUGGCUCAGAAUCAGACUCUAGAUACGCCACAGUGUGCCGCAGCAGCUCCACGCAUAACGCUUCCUCUAAUGAUGUCACCGUCAACCGAAGCCAAUCAUCUGUCACACUCCGUCCUCGUCGGAAAGGUCGACCCCCGACUCCACCCAAACGGUCGUGUUCUUCCAUAACUGGGGGUGAUGGGGAGGGGGACGGACAGGGGGAGAGGCUGUUGGGGUUACCAACCUAUCGAGAGAGGCGGGCCAGUGACUGUGGCAGUCUGGGAGCAUCUUUAAGAGCUCGGGACUCUGCAGGCCUUGAGCGAUCAGAAGGUGCUUCAGGGAGCGUUCGCAGCCUUGCAGCCAUGCUAGAAACAUCCAUAGUGCAAAAGAAUCUGGGAAGUGGCGCCAGCUAUCUCCAGGUGAGUCCGCCACUUCUUCGGCGCCAGGCAGGAGCAGGAGGUCUGGGAUCUGAAGAAGACGAUGUUGUGAGUCGGCGUAGGACCAUCGGUGGACUUGAAAGCCUCCCCGGUGAUAAUGCUGACCAGUUACCGCAGCAACCAGUGCAGCAACGUCCCGAGCCCCGGCCCCGUUCCACCGUGGUCUCCUCAUCCUCAUCUGAGAUCACAGACGGCACAGCAACACUCAGAAGGAAGCCCCGCCCUCUAGCUGCGGACCCUGAAGCACAAGAGUCUCCAACAACCACAGUGGUAACCAUGACGACUGGCUCUGACACCGUUCGCAGAAAACCACGCACUUCUGAGCAAACAGAAUGUGUCACUCAAAGCAAUAAUCAUUCCAAUUCUCCGGAUGGCAGCCGGAAGAAGAGAAAGGAGCCGCAGCAGAACGGCGGCAUGGUGCUGAGGCGGAGGCCGGUGUCCGAAGUGUCAGAUAGGAAAGAGGCCACCAAAGAGAGCUGUGAGUGGAUGGAGGCCAGGAAGUGUCUGAAACCUCCUGUCUCACCUAAACCAUCCUCCGUGAGAAAAACGCAGGCUGACCCUCCAACCCCGACGCGCAGGGUCCCCAUACCUGGGUCUGACAGUAACGAGACGGCUCAGAGUCCCGAGCCAAAGCGCGUUCCUCCUCCAGUAUCACCGAAGCCUCGCGGGCCUCCGACAGCUCCCAAACCCGGCAAAGCUGUAGCGUCUCCAGUUACCAUGAGCCCGGCUGCAGCCAGUCCCACCUCGGCCCCUAAGCCUUCCUCUGUAGCCCCUCUUCCAGCUCCUGACACCCCCUCCGGCCCCUGUCUGUCUCCGGGACUCCCUCCUACUUCCCCGUCUCCAGCUCAGAGUCCCUCCACUCCGUCGCCUCACCCCGUCAAACCUCCUCGCUCCUCCAUCGCUGGCCUCUCUAUUGACCUCCUGGGAGGAAGAGAGGUGGAGGAGGAAGAGGAGGAGGGGAGGAGAGAGAGGAAAGCAGAACACGAGGAAGAGAGGAAGCCUUCAAGGAGGGAUGGAGCGAAGGAGGAGAUGGUGGGUCACGUGGAGGAAGGGGAGAAAGAGGGAGAGAUUCAGAAUCGUUUGGAGGAGACCAGUGCCUCCUUGGCUGCAGCUCUGCAGGCUGUAGAGCACAAAAUAAAGGAGGAGGACAAGCCAAAUGACCAAAAAGGAACCGUCUCUAUCCUGGAUGACAUCGGCAGCAUGUUUGACGACUUGGCAGACCAAUUGGAUGCAAUGCUCGACUGAUCUCCUCCCCUCAUUUGAUCUCCAGCCCCCCUCCCCCUGACCCAUCCCUCAUGACAUGUAGGUGUGUGAGAAGACGGCGCUCCCAAGACUAAAUGCUGGCGCUUUGGGGAGCUCGUGUUUGAGCGUCUGGCCCUCCCAUGUUAAGUGCUUCCUGAGUAGCCUUGAAGAGGGAGUCCUCUUUAUCUGGUGCAGUAGCUCUGGCUCCUUCUCCUGAUGCGAGGAAGCUGCUCCCACACAACCUCUGACCUCUGCAGCCCAGCGCGUUACCUCCACCCAGCCUCAGACUGCUGCGUGGACCGAGAAGCACAAUAAUUCAUCUCUACACAAAAAGGCUGGCUUAGACAAACUUUCGGGUGCAGUCUUACGAAGAAACUAAGCACACUAAUUGUCUCAAAGGCAAGUAGACGGAGAGAUGAACAAACACGACACGCUCUGAUGAGGAUUUUUAAAAGCACACUGAAACACGGGCCGCUCUCUUUGCGUCCGUCUCUCCUCUAAAAUAUCAAAAGGAUUCAUUUUUCCAGAUGCGUCGUAGCCUCCGUUUCUCCUCUGUACGAGUGGAGGCCAGUGGUUCGCUGGACUUCCUGACCCGCGUGUCGUCUCUUCUCACGUUGUUGUUGGUGCUCUUGCUGUUAUUGUUGGCGUUGUUGUUUCGAGCGUGUGCGUAGUCCCUGCUUUUUGCUCAUGUCAGUGUCCUCCUGCUCGUACAGUACGUAGUUACGCUAAGGAUCAGACCAGCUAUGAAUUCUUAAGACACUUGCACAUAAAUCAGAUCGCCGGUGUUCAUCUCUACCCAUGAAGGUUUUAUGCUUGAUAAUAAUAAGAGACCAACACUGACUAAAAGCACACGUGAGGCACAACAGUGAUUUCAAAAAUAUAUUUCUUUACAUUUCAAGGCUUUAAAUAGCCCAUCCAAUCAACAUUCACACAUAGGUUUAAAACAGGCGCUCCUAAAGCGCCCUCUAGUGUUUGGUUAGUAAAAUUGCCUUUAAUGAAUUUAACCUCCUUCUCGUCUUCCUCUUUUAUCACCAUUAUUUCUAAAUCUGGUGUUUAUUCUGCAAAUCUCCGUGCCUUCGUAUUUAUCUAUUCCUUUUGUUUAACAGCUUCAUGAUUUCUUUGACAACGCCCCUUUGUGUCAGUGAUGUUCAAGUGAUUUAGCCCUAAAAGUCAACCCCCAAAUGUCUGCAACCCUCUGUAACUACUGCAAAGCCUUGUAUGAGCUAAUAUAAAUAUAUAAAAUAACAAAAAAUCUGGUAAGCUGUAAUAAGUUGGCUUCACUCCUCCCGACGCCCCCAGGUUUCAGUGUUUUCCCUUCAUGUAAGCCAGACGGUGGAUCAGCCACCAGUUUUCAUCCUAGUGAAAAGUCCACUUGUAUUUUUAUGCUCUUUAAAACAAAGAUAUAUUUGAAAGACAGAUAGUUCUAUGUGAAUAAUAAUAACUAGGAUGAUGAUCAAGAGGAAUCUAAAUGUUGAGUUGAAAUGAUCUGAGCCUGUACAUUUCUGUUGGAGUUCUGGAUGUGUUGUGACGGCUGUUGUUCCACGGUCAGGUUUAGGUUGCGUUUCUGCUGUGACGAUACAUUCCUGUACAGUUGUGAUCAGAAUAAAUGUAUAAAUUAAA